GUGUUAAGUCUUUUCUUUGCACUCCUCCCUCUAAACACAGCUUCGCGACAUUCGCCGGCCAAAAACACCCGAGAAUUCACUCAAAAAUCACCUCAGAUUCAAUAUGGCUGGAAAUCUAGACCCUCUGGUAGUUAGACUAGAAGCUGUGACUUCCAGGCUGGAAGCCAUGGCUUCUAAAUCUGGCUCCGGGGGGACGGAAGCCAACGAGGAAAUUGUAUCUUUUUAUGACAAGUUUCUCAGUGAGAAUGUCGCCAAAUGUCUAAAGAUUUCAUCUGAAAUAGGAGGCGAUGUAGGUUCUCAGGCCAAGCUGGUAGACCAGGCAUUCAAGGCCCAGAGGGACUUUCUGGUUUUGGUGUCUAAACACCAGUGCCCAAGUGCUAAUGUGCUUCAGACACUUCUCACUAAGACGUCACAGGCCAUUUUAGCUGUUCAGGAGUUCCGUGAGAAGAAUCGGCGUAGCAACUAUUUCAACCAUUUGAGCUCCUGGAGUGAGGGUAUUCCAGCUCUUGGUUGGGUAACAGUGGUCAAAGGAGCUAACUUUGUGAACGAGAUGAAUGGUUCGGCUGAGUUCUACCUCAACCGUGUUCUAAAGGACUUCAAAGAGAAGGAUGCAAAGCAUGUGGAGUGGGUCAAGUCAGUCAAGGCCAUCUUUGUUGCACUGAAAGAGUACAUCAAUGAGUUCCACAAGUCUGGGUUAACUUGGAACCAAAGUGGUCCGCCAGCACCGACUUCUGUACCCUCAGGUCCACGUGCCCCCCCUGGUGGCCCAGGCGCACCUCCACCACCCCCACCCCCUGCUGUUGUACCCCCCUCAGCUGUGACAACUGACAGCAAACCUGCAACUGCUGCCCUCUUCAGUGAAAUCAAUAUGGCUGGCACCAACAUUGCCUCAGGGUUGCGUAAGGUGACGGAUGACCAGAAGACCCACAAGAACCCUAACCUGAGAGCCUCAAGUGUGGUGAAGGACAAACCCAAGCCAACCAUUGCUAAGAAACCUGUUGCUGUCACCAAGAAACCUCCUGUUUUUGAGCUCCAGGGCAAGAAGUGGAUGGUGGAACAUCAAGAGGGAAACAAGAAUCUCACCAUUGAGGGCUCCAUGUCACAGGUGGUCUACAUCUACUCCUGCAAAGACAGUGUGGUCAUCAUCAAGGGAAAAAUCAACUCAAUUACCCUUGAUAACUGCAAGAAGUGUGCUGUUGUGUUCGAUGAUGCCAUUGCUACUGUAGAAUUCGUCAACUGCCAAAGUGUGCAAUGCCAGGUUAAUGGCAAGGUACCAACUGUCUCCAUCGACAAGACAGACGGCUGCCAAGUGUACCUGAGUAAAGACUCCCUUCAGUCUGAGAUCGUCACGGCCAAGUCUUCAGAGAUGAACAUACUGGUGCAACAGGCGGAUGGGGAUUAUGUGGAGAACCCGCUCCCUGAGCAGUACAAGUCAGUAUGGGAUGGCAAAGCCUUCGUCACGACCCCCGUAGCAUCACACGGAUAGACUUUCUUCACAGACCUUUACCAGAACACUUAGAAUCUAGCGAACGCGUAGUCCCUGAAUUAAUUCCCACAAACCUAGAAAAGGAAUAAUGUCCGAAGCGGAAUUGUGACCACCUUACUGUCUCUAGAUAAACUCAAGAGCGGAUCGUAAAUCAACUUUCGUAGUUCUUAGAAUAGCGUUACUUUUAUGUUUAUGUCAAGCUUGCUUUAUCUUGCACGGGUUUCAAGGGAGAGGUUUUUGGAAAAAAAAGAUUGUUAGCAAAAAACGGUAGAAGGACUCUUGCCUCUUCCUGAUUGGCGCGAGCGCAAUUUUUAGGGCUGUUGGUGAAAAGUAGAAAUAACAGUAGUCUAGCAUCAAUUAUCUACCCAGUUUUUAUGCCUCCGCUAGAAGGAAAGCGCGAAGUGUGUUGUGGGAAGAGAGGAAGCGAAUGGGUAGAAAUGGCAGAUUAAUCUUGGUUAAUCAAAUUGGAUCACUUUCCGCGUCAGUUAAAUUCCUUAUCCGUUAAAUAGUAUUUGCCAUGGAAGCUAUUUUCGUACUGGGAUAAAAAGUAUCCUGUAUUUUUAAAUGCAAAGACGUUUUUUGCACAGAGAUGAUAGAAGUUGAUAAAUAAAGCUAAUUGUGCAUGA
Messenger RNA from Nematostella vectensis (starlet sea anemone), 2112 nucleotides. Its product is annotated as adenylyl cyclase-associated protein 1. Bases 104 to 1486 code for a protein of 460 amino acids. The transcript is spliced from 14 exons. The record is from RefSeq and is a predicted model, not a curated record. Gene Ontology annotation, biological process: regulation of adenylate cyclase activity; cell morphogenesis; cytoskeleton organization. Gene Ontology annotation, cellular component: cytoplasm. Gene Ontology annotation, molecular function: actin binding; adenylate cyclase binding. NCBI's taxonomy places the organism in Eukaryota, Metazoa, Cnidaria, Anthozoa, Actiniaria, Edwardsiidae.